AUGCAAUUGUAUGAAGAAAUGAAAGCAAACCGACAAAAUCAUAAAUCAUGUGAUCAAGCAUGUCUUACAGGUGUAAUCAGACUAGGAUAUUCAUCAAUUGUUGACUUAUGUUCUGAAUAUUCACAUGGAAUGUUUUCAUGGUUUGGGAAAGAGUGGAUAGAUAUAAAGAAGAAAGUAUAUAAGAUUGUUAAUAUGAAACCAAAAAGUUUUGAAGGAGAAGUUAAAAAAGUUAUUGAUGAUAGUAGAGAUCUGUCUGAAAUGGAUUAUGCAAUAAUUAUGACAGCACCAAUAAUUAGAAUUUUGUUUAAUGAUGUUUUAGAUGAUCUGGAGCUCCAUUGGGGUGAAACUAUAUCCACAGCAACUGGAGAUAACCAACGUAAAAUUGAUUUGAGAAUUGUACAUAGAGGGGAUGGCACAGAACUCAGUCAUACAGAAUGUGCCAAAUCACCUACUCCAGGAAAAGCUAUUCGUGAUAGGUCAAAAUGUUUGCAAACUUUAAAGUGUGUUCUUGAUGAAUAUUUAAAAAAAGAUUUAUCAGAAAGUGAUGUUAAAGACUCAAAAAUGAUAGGCAUCCAAUUUUCUG
Messenger RNA from Entrophospora candida, 583 nucleotides. NCBI's taxonomy places the organism in Eukaryota, Fungi, Glomeromycota, Glomeromycetes, Entrophosporales, Entrophosporaceae. The record is from the annotation of a GenBank genome assembly.